This is a messenger RNA of Macrosteles quadrilineatus (aster leafhopper), 1058 nucleotides long. RefSeq names its product serine/arginine-rich splicing factor 4-like. The coding region runs from base 121 to 1023 and encodes 300 amino acids. The record is from RefSeq and is a predicted model, not a curated record. The transcript is spliced from 6 exons. Lineage: Eukaryota; Metazoa; Arthropoda; Insecta; Hemiptera; Cicadellidae.
AAAGAAACGUCACUCACAACGACGGGUUAGUUAUGAAUGUGGAAUAUUAACCUGUUUAUUUGGAAAAGAGAAGAAAAGGCUUCCAGAGAAUAGAUAAUUGAGUCAAAUUUUUAGGGCAACAUGAGCCGUUAUUCAAGUGAUUCAGACUCCUAUGAUAGCAGCCGCAAAAGACGGGGGAAAAAAGGAAGAUCCAGGUCCAGCAGCCGUUCUACCACAAGUAGUAGACAUAGGAAAGAAAAGAAAUCAAAAGGGAAGAAGAAAAAGUCACGAUAUUCUCGCUCUAGAAGUAGAGAACCAGUAAAGUCCAAAAGUUCUCGUCGUCGCUCCUCGCCAGACAGUCGUUCUCAUAGUCGUAGAUCAUCAAUAGACUCCUCCAGAUCACGAGACAGAUACAAGCGGUCGUAUUCUCGAUCUUCAUCUCGGAGUAGACGGAGAUCAAGGUCUCCUUCAUACAAAUCAAGAAGUAGGAAGUAUCGUUCAAAAUCGAAGUCUCGAUCUCGCUCAAGAUCCAGUUCUAGAUCCAAACACAGGUCCAGGCGACGCUCAAAGUCUAGCAGCUCAGAUAGUUUCCACAGGAAAAGAUCCAGUUCUUCAGAAUCCCGUUCAAAAGACAAAGUAACUAAAAAGUCAAGAUCUCGCUCCAGCUCGCUACAGAGUGAGCGAAGUCAGAAGAAGGGGUCAAAGAAGAGUAAAAUCAGUAGUGACAAAAUGUCUGUGCAGAAGAAGUCGGUGUUUGAUUUAGAGAAAGUUUUAGGGGAUCAACCAAAUCGUGGCUCGUUGAUUGAAGAGAUUAAUGCUACAACCUUUGUCCAAAAAUCGUUUUCAUCUAAUAAAGUUGACACAGCUGCUUUAACAACAGUUCCACCUCCAAAGUCUCGCUCUACAAAAUCUAAUGAAAGACCAGAAAACUUGUUUCAUCCCAAUCUCUUGGUGGAAAACAAAGAAGAAAAGUUGAAUCGCUGGGUCAAAAAACUAUAUCAAAUUCGCCAAAGAUCAUUAAAUGGUGGAUUAAUAGAAUUGUAAAUAAACCUAUUGAUAGAAACACUUCAUAAUUAUUU